Molecule: messenger RNA, 378 nt
Organism: Microthlaspi erraticum
Lineage: Eukaryota; Viridiplantae; Streptophyta; Magnoliopsida; Brassicales; Brassicaceae
Source: the annotation of a GenBank genome assembly
AUGACCUUUAGAUUUCUGGCACACAGUACAACGCGAGACGUAGCGUUCAACAUCACAUCUAAGAUAAGGCCAGAAGUAGGAAUUGGUCAAGAGCUGAAGAGUACGAUCUCGACCAACAUGUCCUUCAUUGUGUUACUCACGGAUCAGCUGGAGGCGGAAACUACAGUCUGGAAUACACAACAUGUUUCCUCGAAACAGAAACCCAUCAAACACAAAGUCUUUUGGAGCACUUUGGAGCAUUUGAGACGUGAGGAGCAAGGAAUGACUCGGUGCAUGGACGCAGCACAACUGGACACACAAAGGACGAAGGAGGAAGUCAUCUUGAAGACCAGCUCGACCACCUACUCGACCGGCCAAACUUCAACUCGAUCGAGCUGA